This is a messenger RNA of Seriola dumerili (greater amberjack), 1367 nucleotides long. RefSeq names its product 5-hydroxytryptamine receptor 1A (gene htr1a). Lineage: Eukaryota; Metazoa; Chordata; Actinopteri; Carangiformes; Carangidae. The record is from RefSeq and is a predicted model, not a curated record. The transcript has a single exon. Gene Ontology annotation, molecular function: G protein-coupled serotonin receptor activity. Gene Ontology annotation, cellular component: plasma membrane. The coding region runs from base 1 to 1284 and encodes 427 amino acids. Gene Ontology annotation, biological process: regulation of behavior; regulation of vasoconstriction; regulation of hormone secretion.
AUGGAUGUUAUAACAACAAGCAGCAACGACAGCAACGCGACCAACGGUUACCCUCACGGGGUGGACGUGGUUACCGACUGGGACGGGGGUGAGAAUGGCACCGGGUCUGGGUCUCUGCCUGAUCUGGAGCUGAGUUACCAGAUUAUCACCUCUCUACUCCUGGCGUCCCUCAUCCUCUGCUCCAUAUUUGGCAACGCGUGCGUCGUGGCAGCCAUCGCCCUGGAGAGAUCUCUCCAGAAUGUGGCUAACUAUCUAAUCGGAUCCCUGGCCGUGACAGACCUCAUGGUAUCAGUGCUGGUUCUUCCAAUGGCCGCCCUCUACCAAGUUUUGAACAAGUGGACACUGGGACAAGAGAUCUGUGAUUUAUUCAUCUCCCUGGAUGUACUGUGUUGCACAUCAUCCAUCCUGCAUCUGUGCGCAAUUGCCUUGGACAGGUACUGGGCCAUAACAGACCCCAUUGACUAUGUAAAUAAACGGACACCAAGGCGAGCUGCACUCUUGAUUAGUGUGACUUGGCUGGUUGGUUUCUCCAUCUCUAUUCCGCCUAUGUUAGGCUGGAGAAGCGCCGAAGACAGGGCGAACCCCGACGCAUGCAGCAUCAGCCAGGACCCGGGCUACACCAUCUACUCCACAUUUGGGGCUUUUUACAUCCCCCUUAUCCUCAUGUUGGUCCUAUACGGGCGAAUAUUCAAGGCUGCUCGGUUUCGGAUUCGAAAGACGGUCAAGAAAACCGAGAAGACAAAAACAGUGCCAGAUAAGUGCUUGACUGUGUCACCGGCCAUCUUCCACAAGAAAACCAACGGGGAGGCCGGGGGCAAAGGCUGGAAGCGCUGCGACGAGUCUAAACCCAGCUCUCCGUGCGUAAACGGCGCGGUGAAGCAUGGAGAGGAGGGCGAGUCGCUGGAGAUCAUAGAAGUUAUCAGCAACUCAAAGACGCACCUGCCUCUGCCCAACACCCCUCAGUCCUCGCAGGGCUACGAAAACAUGAAUGAAAAGAACUCGGGGGCGAAGAGAAAGAUCGCGCUGGCCAGAGAACGUAAAACGGUGAAAACGCUGGGGAUAAUCAUGGGAACUUUCAUCUUCUGCUGGCUGCCCUUUUUCAUCGUCGCACUGGUGUUGCCUUUCUGUGCAGAGAGCUGCUACAUGCCCGACUGGCUGGGCGCAGUCAUAAACUGGCUGGGCUACUCCAACUCUCUCCUCAACCCCAUCAUAUAUGCCUACUUCAACAAAGACUUCCAAAGUGCUUUCAAGAAGAUUAUAAAAUGCAAAUUCCACAGACCGUAACCACACACAGCGAAAACAUUUGUUUACUUAAAUGUGGAGUAAAUAAACGGACUGUAUGAAACUGCAAAAAAAAAAAAGUAAUA